Messenger RNA from Ectocarpus siliculosus, 1238 nucleotides. The record is from the annotation of a GenBank genome assembly. Lineage: Eukaryota; Phaeophyceae; Ectocarpales; Ectocarpaceae.
GCGAGUCAUAGACGGGUGAUGAGGCCCAUGUCAAGCGCUAACGAGGAGGAAUUCGUGUCGUCUACGGUUCGGUCAUGUCCUCCUCUUCUACUCAGCUGGUGAUGAAUACUUCGGCGGAUGCCGCGCCAGCUGGCGCGUGCUGCAACGGCAUGGGGAAUGGCAAGGCGGCCAAGGGUGCGAGUGAGUCCGAGGGAGUCAAGGGAACAGCCUCAGCAGGAGCUCCGGCAUUUGACGGUGCGGUUGGCGGCGAAACAACACGAGUGGUGUCAGAGGCCGGCAAGGUUGGACAGCCGGACCCCCACGUGUACCCCCGCUACUGCGGGUUCUCGACGUACGCUCGCCUCCCGAGCAUCCACGAGGUUUCUAACUUCGACGUGGCGGUGGUCGGCAUCCCGUUCGACGCUGGCUGCACCUACCGCCCCGGCGCGCGCUUCGGCCCCGAGGCCAUCCGAUGUGCUUCUCGUCUUAUUCGACGGUACAACAUGGGCACGGAGGUGUACCCUUUCCGUGACAUGCAGGUGGUGGACUACGGAGACAUCCCGUGCAACCCCUUCAACAUCCCGAAAGCGAUCGACGAAAUCUCUACGGGGGUGGGAAACGUCCUUGGUCGAUGCGACGGCGUGGUUAUCAUCGGCGGGGACCACACCAUCUCCUACCCGUCCCUCAAGGCUAUCAGCGACAAGUUCGGGCCGGUGUCUCUGGUGCACUUCGACAGCCACUUCGAUACGUGGGACGAGUACUUCGGGGAGAAGUGCACACACGGGACCCCCUUCAAGCGGGCCAUCGACGACGGGCUUAUCGACACGUCCAGAUCGAUGCACGUUGGCAUCCGGGGAUCGGUCAACGACCACGAAGAUAUCGUCGCCGACGAGCAGUUGGGCAUGAAGACAAUCUUCUGCUCCGAGCUUGACGACAAUGGUUUCGACUGGGUGGCCAACAAGAUCAAGAACAGAGUCGGCACCGGCCCGGUGUACCUGAGCUUGGACAUUGACGUCGCCGAUCCGGCGUUUGCUCCCGGAACCGGAACACCCGAGGUGGGUGGCUUUUCGUCUCGGGAGUUGAUCCGGCUCCUUCGAUCCAUGAAGGGUCUCAACAUCGUGUCCGGGGAUGUGGUUGAGGUGGCGCCCGCGUACGACCAUGCGGACAUAACGGCCCAACUGGGAGCAAACAUCGUCUUCGAGAUCCUGUCCCUCAUGGCGGUCGCCCGAAGAAAUAAGACCGCGACGACGUCGGCGUAA